AUGGCGGCUCCCGCGGACGAACCGAGGACGGAGGACGAUUUUUGGGCCGAGCUCGGGCCCGUGGUGAAACGGGAGCCCGCGAUUAAACUGCUGAGCGCGUUCAGCGGCCUCGAGCCUCUGGCGUGGUCGGAAGACCACCGUCUCGCGGCGUCCACCGCCAGCAGCGUGUCCCUCGUGGAGCUGGUGUGCGACGUGCACGGCUACAGCCAAGAUUUAGUGUUGCACCGCACUCACAUCCCAGCUCCGGACUCCGCAUGCGAGCUGAAGGUGGGCCCAGACGAUGAAGUGAAGAAGGCAAAAGAAAAGCUUGAAAAUUGUACCGACCCAGCAGCGAGGCAGCUUUUUCUGAUGGACAGAGUCCUGAACCCCCAGGGCGGCCCGCUGCGCGGCGUCAAGUACACCAGCUGGUCCCCGCUGGGCUGCGAUGUGAGCGGCCGCUGCCUCCUGGCCUGCCUGAUGCUGGACGGCCGCCUCACCGUCCACAGCGGCCACAAGCGUCUCCAGUGGUCUACGCUCCUGGACCUCACCGAGCUGUAUGGGGACAUGCUGAGGUCCAGGGACUACUGCACGCAGAGCGGCGACGCCCCCCUCGGCUCGCUGGAGGAUGCGGACGAGCUCCGGCGGCGCUACCGCAUGCAGACACCCGUGCGGAUGGAAUGGUCCGGCCUGUGCAACACGCAGCAGGUGCAGAGCAACAACGAGUGUAAGGAUGUGGGCACGGUGCUGCUGGCCGUGCUGAUGGAGAACGGCGACCUGGCGGUGUGGCAGUUCCGCCUGCCCGUGCAGGGCAAGGGCUCGGUGGUGUCCUGCAACACCAUCCGGUCCGGCGUGUCGAUGCCCAGCGUGCUGGCGUGGUGGGAGUACGAGCACGGAGGCCGCAGGAUGAGCGGCUUGAUCGUGGGCAGCUCGGUGGGGCCCAUCAAAAUUCUGCCCGUCAACCUGAAGGCGGUGAAGGGCUACUUCACGCUGAGACAGCCCGUGGUACUGUGGCAGGAGACGGACCAGAUCCCCGUGCACAACAUUCGCUGUAUCUCGCUGUACCACCCGCACCAGAAGUGCAACUGUAGCCUGGUGGUGGCGGCGCGUGGCGCCUACAUCUUCUGGUGCCUGCUGCUCAUCUCCAAGGCUGGGCUGAACGUGCACAACUCGCACGUCACCGGUCUGCACUCCACUCCCAUCACCUCCAUGAGCGCCAGCCGCAACGGCGGCUCAGUCUUCACCUGCUCACUGGACGGUACUGUCAAGAAGCUCACGCCGGUGUUCACCGACGUGGCUGUGGUCUUCAAGCAGCAGGCCAUCACCCUGCCCGAGGGCGUGGCCGGCAGGCGCGUCCACGGGAUCUCGGUCAGCCCCAACGGCGCCUACCUGGCGCUGGCCUCCACCGAGGGCAUGGUCAACGGGCUCCACCCGGUGACGCGCGAGUACCAGGUGCAGUUCGUCACGCUGAAGACGCCGGACGAGGCGGCAGCCGAGCUGUUGGAGUCGCAGCUGCGGAGCCUCUACCGGCAGGCGGACCUGCUGGACCUGGUGCGCUGCCGUGUGCUGCGGGACAAACGCAUCCCGCCCUUCUUGCAGGACGAGCUGGAUGACAAGGUGCCCACGGCGGGCUGCGUCUACCUGUGGCGCCUCAAGCUCUUCCUCCUGCGCAUCCUGUACCAGUCCAUGCGCAAGGCCCCCGUGGAGGCACGUUGGAGGCCCACGCACGAGGACAGCAAGGCGUUCCUGGCCGACGAGGAGGACGAGCCGGACGGCGGGGGGCGAGGAGCGGAGGCCGGCGGCACGGAAGAUCUCGGGGCGAAGGAGGGAGACGGGGACGCCGGUGAGGAGCAGAUGAACGAAAUCUUGGCCUGGAUUGAGGAGGCCGAGUCGCACCUGACGCGCGAGCACAUGAAGCGGGUGCUGGGGGAGGUGUACCUGCACACGCUGAUCACGGAGAACACCUGCAUCCCCACCAAGGGGCUCUGCGACUUCCUCUCCAGUGACCCCACCAACGAAGACAGGGCAGCCAAGGUCCUGAUUGGUCACAUAAUGAAGAAGAUGAACAAGCAGACAUUUCCGGAACAUUGCCGCCUGUGUAAGGAGGUUCUGCCCUUCACAGACCGUAAGCAGGCCGUGUGCAGUAACGGACACAUCUGGCUCAGGUGUGUGCGGUCAUAUCAGGUCUGUCAGAGUGUGACGUAUCGUCGCUGUCUGCUGCAGGACAGUAUAGCUUCAGUGCCGUUGCCUGAGGAUCCUGACUGGGUGAAGAAGAUCCUUCAGGGGCCGUGCACAUUCUGCGACUCGCCGCUCCUCUGACGCUCUGGACCUACAGAGCACCACGGCUGCCCUCACACCCUGCCCAAGUCUGCCGCUGGCACACGCCACAUCCCGGAGAUUCCACACUUAACUUUUUCGUUUGUUGUUUCCUUUUUAUACUCAGUGGGCUGAUUUAUAAUCAUCUUAAAUGCUCCUUGGGCCCAUCGCGGACUAUUAAAACGUGAAUUUUCUCAUAUUUUUGGCCACUUCUGUAAUGUAGAGAAGGCCCGUGUGUGCAUACACGACGUGUUCCCUCUGUCCGGGAAUGCUUUUUGUCCCGCUCUGUGGAACUCCUUUGCAGUUGUCCCAGGGAUUGAUCUUGUGCUGCUAUGACACACUACUCUUUUUCUAGUUUUUUUUUUUUUUGCCAGAGACAUGCGUUCUUUCUCUUCGAGCCUCACUGUGUCGUUUCCAGUGCUUAAUUGGCUUUGCUAAGAGUUCUGCUAGCCGAAAGCCUCCCUCUCUGGGUGAGAACUUUUCUUAUAUAGGCUGGAUGAGGAGAGAGAAAGAUGAGAGAGAGAGAAGUAUGUGAGCGAGCGAGCGAGCGAGAGGGGGCAGAGGCAGAGGUAAAAGCGUUCCUUUAGACUGAUUCAGUCCUCCCCGAGGGGCAUGCCUCUAAUGAGAUACUGGAGUAAUGAGGAACAGAUUCUAGCCACAGAUGUGAUUCUCAUUUUAAUUAAGAAUGGGGGACGGGGGGUGUUGAGUGCAUAUUGUUAAAUGUAGUUAACCCUCUUUUUGUGGACUGUGGGGAAAUACACUGGUGUAUGGAGGUUGAGACCACAUGGGUGUCUCCUUGCCUGCUUUCCUUCACACCUACAUGGGGUCGGUGGCAGGAGACGAUGUAGCUGUAGCCUAGGCCUGUCAGCUCCGGUGCGUUCACUCUCACCCCCCCGUGUCGCUCAUCGACCCCGCUGCCCUUCGUCCGCUCUGGGCUUGCCACCGCUGAUCGCACUCCCCUCCACCCUCUGCCCAGCGGUCUCUGAUGACUGUGCCAGAUAAGGGUGGUGUGAUUCCUGUCCCUGCGUCAAGCCUUUAUUUACUUUCUCAUAAUGCACCAAAAAAAAAAAAAAAAGAUGGUGUUUCUGUGUUUAAUGUUUUCGGAUUAUUAGACUCAGAAGGUGCCUUUCAUUGUCCCAGUAGUGGUACAUGCAGAAGCAGUGAUGUAAGUCUCACUGGCAGUGUGAUAAGUGAGUCAUUUGAUUGACAGGUGUUUGAGCACGCUAACCAUGCACUGGUCCACUGAGCUCCAGGACCACAGAGCAGUCAUUCAGUACAGCACCAAAGUGUCUUGCUUGUCACUGUAAAUGUGUUCAAAAACAUUCGAGCUUAAAGUCUUAAAAUUGUGAAAGACUUCUAAAAGAAUGUUUUGGGGGGGGGGUUCCCCUCUUUACGGGAGGUGUUCCCCUCUUUACGGGAGGUGUUCUUUAGGUGGUACUCCCAACAUCGAUCAACAUUAUUUGUGAUUUCCACAUACACAGUACACAGGCCAGUCUGCCUGCAAAGAAUAAAUGUCACAAUCUGGAAUGAACAUGAGAGAAAUUUUUUUUUUUCUGCAAUUUGUGCUGCUUGUUUUGUCAAAAGGAAAUUUAUCCUUUGGGUGUGAGCGUGUGUUACUCUAAUAGAUGGAGACUGGUUCCAUUGGACACAUUAGCCGUGUUUUGGUGCGCGUGUGCUACUCUGAUAGAUGGAGACUGGCUCUGGUAAAAAUGUUAGCCGUGUUUUGGUGGAACCUCCUACGUCUUUAAUAUAACGAUCUGUCAGAAAGCAUUUCUGCCAUAAUUACAGUUCCCCUCCCUCUGCCUGUGUGCACACUCUCGCCACACUUCAGAAGGAGAUUUCUUUUUCUCCUCAUGCAAUAUUCAUAACCUUUGUGUUCAGGACUUAGCUGCUUUAAACACCUGGAUUAACUCACUUUUAUUAAAGGUAAUAAGGUAAUAUAUAUGUAUUCUCAGAGGAACCUCCUAUACACCCAAAUCUGUUGGGCCAAAACAAUAUCCCAUCAUCUCGCACAUAUCAGCUUUGCCUCUGUCUGAUUGAAGUCUGUAACACAAAGUUGACUGGCACUGUUUCUAAGGGUUACAGGGACGUUACUAUGGUGUCUCGAUUUCAAAGUCCCAUUUUUCUUGCUGGGGUACUGUAUUUGGCUUCUGUCUCUGCAUCCCACUGCUAUCAUCAACUGCAUCAUGGAUCACGUGCUAUCUACGUAACUAACAAAAAUGUUUUUUUUGUCUAUACAAUGAUAUACCUUGUAAAUAAAUAUUAUCAUUUUGUUUUUGUAAAGUA
Messenger RNA from Electrophorus electricus (electric eel), 4578 nucleotides. RefSeq names its product general transcription factor IIIC, polypeptide 4 (gene gtf3c4). Gene Ontology annotation, molecular function: histone acetyltransferase activity; protein binding. Gene Ontology annotation, cellular component: transcription factor TFIIIC complex. The record is from RefSeq and is a predicted model, not a curated record. Gene Ontology annotation, biological process: transcription initiation at RNA polymerase III promoter. NCBI's taxonomy places the organism in Eukaryota, Metazoa, Chordata, Actinopteri, Gymnotiformes, Gymnotidae.